Molecule: messenger RNA, 552 nt
Organism: Iphiclides podalirius (scarce swallowtail)
Lineage: Eukaryota; Metazoa; Arthropoda; Insecta; Lepidoptera; Papilionidae
Source: the annotation of a GenBank genome assembly
AUGGUUCGGAAGAUUAGUGCUCUUGUGUGUUGCCUCUGCGUAUUCGGUAUAUCGUUGAGUGACAGCGCAAUAUCGGCGGAGAACGAAAAGAGAUGCCGCAACCCGCCCACAGCACCGCAGAAGAUCGAGCGCGUCAUCACACUCUGUCAAGAUGAGAUUAAGGUCUCCAUACUUAGAGAGGCCCUAGACGUGAUAAAGGAGGAGCACACCAUGCCAGCGCAGAGGCGGCGUAAUAAACGGGAGGUUCCCUUCACACACGACGAGAAGAGAAUUGCCGGCUGUCUGUUGCAGUGUGUUUACCGGAAAGUGAAAGCGGUCGACGGCUACGGGUUCCCCACGUUGGAGGGUCUAGUGGGUUUGUACUCGGACGGGGUCAACGAGCGCGGAUACUUCAUGGCCGUGCUCGAAGCCUCGCGUGAAUGUCUGAUGAGGAACCACGACAAGUUCUCCAGAGCGGUGCCAAUGGAUAACGGGCGCAACUGCGACGUGUCUUUCGACAUCUUCGAGUGUAUCUCGGACCGCAUCGGCGAAUACUGCGGCAACUCCGGCCUU